AUGAGGAUUCAGGACAAAAAUUUAAAGAAUAAGUCCCAUGUAAGCAUUCAUGCAUGCACCGAGGCUGGAGAUCUCAUCGGCGUCCAGAGGUUGCUUAGCCAAAAUCCUUCUCUGCUUAAUGAAAGAGGCAUUGUUACGGUACAAACUCCAUUGCACGUCGCCUCCGGUCACAAUAAAUUUGAGAUAGUGAAGUAUUUGCUCGAUUGGAGAGGACCCGGAAAAGUUGAGUUAGAAGCUAAGAAUGUUUAUGGCGAGACCCCAUUGCAUUUGGCGGCUAAGAAUGGAUGUAAUGAGGCACUGAGGAUGCUUCUUCAGGGUGGAGCAAAUGUGGAAGCUAGAACAAAUAACAUGAUGACUCCAUUACAUCUCGCUGUUGGUUAUGCACUACGAACCGGAGACAACUCGACAGUGAGGACACUGGUGUUAGAGUACAAUGCUGAUUGCUCGGCAAAGGAUGAUAACUAUGACAACGGCAUACAGGGAAAGCUUGAAGAAUUUGACAAUGAGCUUUCACAAAUAGUUGGGCUGAAACCUCUCAAAGAGCAACUCCGAAAAUGGGCAAAGGGAAUGCUCCUGGAUGAGAGGCGCCGGGCCAUGGGGAUAAACCUUGGCCCGAGAAAAGCACCUCAUAUGGCCUUCCUUGGAAACCCAGGGACAGGUAAAACCACUGUCGCACGAAUACUAGGCAAACUAAUGAAUUCUGUUGGAGUACUUUCUUCUGAUAAAGUGACGGAAGUACAGAGAACGGAUUUGGUGGCGGAGUAUCUUGGACAAACUGGAGCCAAGACGAGGAAAAAGAUUGAGGAGGCCAUGGGUGGAAUUCUGUUUGUGGACGAAGCGUACAGGCUGGUGCCCCAGCAGGGGGCAGGGCACAGCCAAGACUAUGGUGUGGAGGCGCUGGAGGAGAUCAUGUCCGUGCUGGAAGACGGUGAGAUUGUAGUCGUCUUUGCAGGCUACACCGAGCCCAUGAGGCGCGUCUUCUCCUCAAACGAGGGCUUUUGCCGGCGCGUGACCCACUUUUUCGACUUUGACGACUACAGCAGCUGGGAGCUAGCCGAGAUGCUGAUGAUCAAAAUGCGAAAGGCGGACGAGAAGAGCCGUCUGUUCGGGUUCCGGCUCCACCCGUCUUGCACGUUAGACGCGGUUGUUGCUGUGAUCGAGAGGUGCUCGACCGAGAAGCUUCGGAACAAGCUGAACGGGGGGCUGGUGGACCACAUGCUAAACAACGCGAGGGAGUGUCUGGACGCGAGGCUCAAUCUCAGCUCGACUGGGGACGAGCUGCUGACGAUCACAUUGGGGGAUCUGGAGAACGGGCUCCGCCAUCUGGCUGAGAGAGUCAUGGUGAAUUGA
Messenger RNA from Striga hermonthica, 1350 nucleotides. The record is from the annotation of a GenBank genome assembly. NCBI's taxonomy places the organism in Eukaryota, Viridiplantae, Streptophyta, Magnoliopsida, Lamiales, Orobanchaceae.